UAUGAUUAUAAUUAAACCGAUCGAAAAUGGCAAACCUAUCGUCCUCCUUCUUCAUCUUUACUCUUCUUUCUCUCUCCUCAUUUUUGUUAGUCUCCUCUGAUCAAUCACAAUCACCUUCCAUUGCUUGCAAAUCCACUCCCUACCCAAAACUCUGUCGUUCCAUUCUAUCAACCUUUCGUUUUUCAUCGUCGGAUCCAUACGACUACGGCAAGUUCUCCGUUAAACAAUGCCUUAAACAAACACAUAGAUUAUCCAAAGCCAUUAAUUACUACUUAACUCACGAUAAGUAUCGUUCAAAACUGAGUCGCGAAGAGAUUGGCGCUUUAACGGAUUGCCAUGAGCUAACUCAACUCAGUGUGGAUUAUUUGGAAACUAUAUCUACCGAGUUGCAAGCAGCUGCGUCGUUAAGCGGUGAGUUGGUGGAGCGAGUCACGAGUUUACUGAGUGGGGUAGUGACUAACCAGGAUACUUGCUUUGAUGGGUUGGUGGAUUCUAAGAGUAGCAUUGCUGGUGGAUUGUAUAAUCCUAUCGCUAAUGUUAGUGACCUGUAUAGUGUUUCUCUUGGACUGGUCACGCAUGCACUGGAUAGAAAUCUCAAGAAAAAUAAAAGGAGCAAAAAUCAACGGUCAGUUUUCUCAAAGAAAGGAGUUCGUGAGCCGCUGGAUUCUCUUAUCAAGGCUUUACAUAAAACUAAAAGUUCAUGCCACAAGUCUGGUGGUUCCGAUUGCCGGAAGAAAGUUGGUCGGAAUCUUGCCGACACAGAGUCAGGUGGGAUUCUCAUAAAUGAUACAGUGAUCGUCAGCCCUUACGGCGAUUACAACUUCACAUCGAUUGGAGACGCAAUAGCUAUAGCACCCAACAAUUCAAAGCAAGAAGAUGGGUAUUUUGUAAUAUAUGCAAGAGAAGGAUACUACGAGGAGUAUGUUGUUGUGCCCAAAUAUAAGAAGAAUAUAUUGCUCAUCGGCGAUGGAAUUAAUCGUACCGUUAUUACAGGAAACCAUAGUGUCGUAGAUGGCUGGACUACUUAUAAUUCUUCAACCUUUGCGGUUUCCGGAGAGCGAUUUAUUGCCGUGGACAUUACAUUCAGAAACACAGCCGGACCGGCGAAGCAUCAAGCAGUAGCAGUAAGAAAUAACGCCGAUCUCUCCACAUUUUAUCGCUGCAGUUUUGAAGGCUAUCAAGACACUCUUUACGUACACUCCCUAAGGCAAUUCUACAGAGAAUGCGAUAUAUACGGGACAGUAGAUUUCAUCUUCGGCAACGCAGCUGCUGUAUUUCAGAGCUGCAAUUUGUACACUCGAAAACCAUUACCCAACCAGAAGAAUGCUAUAACAGCGCAAGGCCGAACGGACCCCAAUCAAAACACAGGCAUCUCUAUUCACAAUUGCACCAUUGAAGCUGCACCGGACUUGGCAAUGGAGGUGAACUCGUCGACGUUAAAUUAUCUGGGCAGGCCUUGGAAAGAAUACUCGAGAACUGUAUAUAUGGAGUCGUACAUUGGCGAUCUGAUAGAUAAGAAUGGAUGGCUCGCAUGGAACGGGACGGUUGGAUUGGACACGCUCUAUUAUGGUGAGUUUGAUAAUUAUGGACCUGGUGCUAAUACUAGUUUGCGAGUACAGUGGGGAGGUUAUAGUAUUAUGAAUGUUUCAGAAGCUGUCAAUUUCACUGUGUAUAACUUCACUAUGGGAGAUACUUGGUUGCCUAACACAGAUAUACCCUUUUAUGGAGGAUUACUCUUUUCAGAUUAGUGUAUAAGAUGAUGUGGUUAAGGUUAUCUCUGCAGAAUUAAUUCUGUUUUUGUAUUUUCUGAUGAGAUAUUGGUUUUUCUUGUAAUUCCAUGACAAUUAUUUUUAAAUGUAAGCCUAGCUAGUUGAGAAA
Jatropha curcas is the source of this 1878-nucleotide messenger RNA. RefSeq names its product putative pectinesterase/pectinesterase inhibitor 25. Gene Ontology annotation, molecular function: enzyme inhibitor activity; pectinesterase activity. Gene Ontology annotation, biological process: cell wall modification. NCBI's taxonomy places the organism in Eukaryota, Viridiplantae, Streptophyta, Magnoliopsida, Malpighiales, Euphorbiaceae. The record is from RefSeq and is a predicted model, not a curated record.